AUGGGAGAUUAUCUUACACCAAGUGAUUUACCAUCACCAAAAUUGAAAAGAACCAACACCGGUUUUACCCCCACCGAGAUUAAAUCAUUAGAUGCAGAAAUUCCUGAACAAUCUAAAGCAGUAUGGUUAAAAUAUACCAAAUUGAAAUUAUUGAAUUCAAGAUCUAAGAAUGAAAAGAAUGGUAAGAAUGAUGAAGAAACUUUCGAAGAAAAUUUCAUCAAUCAUGUUGAAACCACUUUGGCUAGAAAUAUGUUAAAUUGUGAUGCCUUAGCAGCUUAUCAAGCGUCUUCAAUUACUAUUAGAGAUGAAUUGGUCAUUGAUUGGGCCAACACUCAACAAAGACAAACCAUUCAUGAUGGUAAAAGGGUUUAUUAUUUCUCUUUAGAAUUCUUGAUGGGAAGAGCUAUGGAUAAUGCUUUAGUCAAUUUAGAUUGUAGAGAUAACACCAAAAACUCUUUGAGUAAUUUAGGUUUCAACUUAGAAGAUGUUUUACAUCAAGAACCAGAUGCUGGUUUAGGUAAUGGUGGUUUAGGUAGAUUAGCUGCUUGUUUCGUCGAUUCUUUGAGUUCAAAGAACUAUAGUGGUUGGGGUUAUGGUUUGAAUUAUCAAUAUGGUAUUUUCAAGCAAAAGAUUAUUGAUGGUUAUCAAAUUGAAACUCCGGAUUAUUGGUUAAAAUUUUCCAACCCUUGGGAAAUUGUUAGAAAUGAAAUUCAAAUUCCUGUUGAUUUUUAUGGUUAUGUCUAUGAAACAUAUGAUGAAUCAACUGGAAAAUCUAAAAAAGUUUGGAACGGAGGUGAAAGAGUUUUAGCUGUUGCUGUAGAUUUCCCAAUUCCAGGGUUCAAUACUUCUAACACCAAUAAUUUAAGAUUAUGGAAUGCUAGACCAACUAAUGAGUUCGAUUUCACUAAAUUCAAUUCUGGUGAUUAUCAACAAUCAGUUUUAGCUCAACAAAGAGCUGAAUCAAUCACUUCAGUCUUAUAUCCUAAUGACAAUUUUGAUAAAGGUAAAGAAUUAAGAUUGAAACAACAAUUCUUCUGGGUUUCUGCCUCCUUGCAUGAUAUUGUUCGUAGAUUUAAGAAGUCUCAUGACAACAACUGGACCAAAUUCCCCGAACAAAUUGCUAUUCAAUUAAAUGAUACCCACCCAACUUUAGCUAUCGUUGAAUUACAAAGAAUUUUGGUUGAUUUAGAAGGUUUAACAUGGGAUCAAGCUUGGUCAAUUGUUACUCAAACUUUUGGUUACACUAAUCAUACUGUUAUGCAAGAAGCUUUAGAAAAAUGGCCAGUUAGUGUUUUGGGACAUCUUUUACCAAGACAUUUGGAAAUAAUUUAUGAUAUCAAUUAUUUCUUCUUGAAAGCUGUGGAAAAGAAAUUCCCUAAUGAUAGGGAUAUCUUAGCUAGAGUUUCGAUCAUUCAAGAACUGGAACCAAAAUCCGUUAGAAUGUCUCAUUUGGCUAUUAUUGGUUCCCAUAAAACUAAUGGGGUUGCUGAAUUACAUAGUGAAUUGAUCAAGACUACUAUUUUCAAGGAUUUUGUUAAAAUUCUUGGACCAGAUAGAUUUACCAAUGUCACCAACGGUAUCACACCAAGAAGAUGGUUAAAACAAGCUAAUCCUGAAUUAGCUCAAUUAAUCAGUGAAUCAUUGAAUGAUCCAGAUUAUAAAUUUUUAACCAGCUUAACUGAUCUUAAAAAAUUGGAAAAAUUCGUUGAUGAUGAUGAGUUCUUGAAGAAAUGGGAUAGAAUUAAGUAUGCCAACAAAAUCAAAUUAACUAAAUUGAUUAAAUCUGAAACCGGUAUUGAUGUUGAUCCAACCGUUAUGUUUGAUGUCCAAGUUAAAAGAAUUCAUGAAUAUAAAAGACAACAAUUGAACAUCUUUGCUGUCAUUUAUAGAUACUUAAGGAUCAAGGAAUUAUUGGCUGAAGGUAAAUCAAUUGAUGAAAUCAAAUUAAAAUAUUUCAUUCCAAAAUGUUCAAUCUUCGGUGGUAAAGCCGCACCAGGUUAUUACAUGGCUAAAACUAUCAUUCAUUUAAUCAAUAAGGUCGGUGAUGUGGUUAACAAUGAUCCUGAAAUUGAUAACUUAUUGAAAGUAGUUUUCAUUCCUGAUUAUAAUGUUUCGAAAGCCGAAAUUAUUUGUCCAGGUUCAGAUUUGUCAAAUCAUAUUUCUACUGCUGGUACUGAAGCUUCAGGAACUUCUAAUAUGAAAUUCGCCUUGAAUGGUGGUUUAAUCAUUGGUACAGUCGAUGGUGCUAAUGUGGAAAUCACUAGAGAAAUCGGUGAAGACAAUAUUUUCCUUUUCGGUAAUUUAUCUGAAUCAGUUGAAGAAAUAAGACACGAUCAUAUUUACCAUGGGGUUAAAAUUUCAGACAACUUAAAUAAGGUAUUUAAUGCCAUCCAAUCAGGCAUGUUCGGAGAAGCUCAUGAAUAUUCAACUUUAGUAGAUAGCAUCAAAUACCAUGGUGAUUAUUAUUUAGUCAGUGAUGAUUUCGAAUUAUUCUUAGAUUGUCAUAAGAGAUUAGAAAAAAUCUAUGGUCACCAUGGUGGUGAUGAAAAAGAUUUAGACCAUUUACAUAGAUGGGUUAAAAAAUCAGUUAUUUCAGUUGCCAAUAUGGGAUUCUUCUCUUCUGAUAGAUGUAUUGACGAAUAUGCUGAAAAUAUCUGGAAUAUUGAACCUUUGAAUCCCAAUUAG
Messenger RNA from Yamadazyma jaroonii, 2685 nucleotides. The record is from the annotation of a GenBank genome assembly. NCBI's taxonomy places the organism in Eukaryota, Fungi, Ascomycota, Pichiomycetes, Serinales, Debaryomycetaceae.